Molecule: messenger RNA, 2670 nt
Organism: Ascochyta rabiei
Lineage: Eukaryota; Fungi; Ascomycota; Dothideomycetes; Pleosporales; Didymellaceae
Product: Nitrogen permease regulator 3
Exons: 1
Coding region: 1-2670 (889 amino acids)
Biological process (GO): cellular response to amino acid starvation; TORC1 signaling; negative regulation of TORC1 signaling
Cellular component (GO): GATOR1 complex
Source: RefSeq, a predicted model, not a curated record
AUGGCGCUGCCGCUACCUCAAUCGCCCAGUCUCCACGCAAUCCUGCUAAUUACCAAGUCGCGCUCGCUGGGACCUCGCCUUGUCUUCCACUACCCACCGCUAUCGCCCUCGGCCGCGGCUCUCGCUGCAGCCAGGGACCCUUCCUGGUACCGCAACGAAGGCUCCACCGCAAGUGUUGAUUCGCAUAGUUCCAACAGCGACUGGGACAGCAGCACGGAAGCUGACGAGAACGAUGACCUGGAACUGGGUAGCCGCACGAGCGGUCGUGGCUCUGGGCGAACAGGCCCCAGCGGAAGCCGAGACAGACUGAAGCUCGGUAUCGGUGGCUGGGGCAGACAAGAGACUAUCGACGAGGAAGACAUCGGUGAUGAAGAGGACGCUGGCGGGCGGCACCGCGGCGGUGACUACGACUGGAACUCGGUCCUCGGCUUCAAGGUUGAUGCGCUUGAAAAGAUACUGACGCCGAGUGAGGAUUACAACAAGAGACGCUUCGAGCUUGGUGUGGAGGGCAUCGUCUUUGUCGGCGCACCCAUGUUUGUCAGGGAAGACGGCCUGUGGAAGAAGCUCAGGCGGAAGAAGAAGAAAAAGUCUGAGCUGCAGAAGAUCGAAGACGGCGAUCUAGUUGGCAAUCUGUCCAUCGCAGAAGAGGACUUCGAACCAGAGCCGUUCAUAUACCCCCCAGGCUUUGAGCCAGGCUAUGGCCACGACUCGCCAUCCGUACCUGGGUCCGUGGCGCCUUCCGAAGCAGGGUCUGACGCUCGUAGCAACUCCACAGCCGGACACGAAGACAGCCCUGAUAUGACCAUGUUCAAUGUUGUGUUCGUGCUGAAUCCUCCUGCUUUGGAACACCAACGAUGUGUCAAGGAGAUGUACGACAACGUGACACGAAAGUAUGCCAAAGCCCUGAAAUACGAGCAAGCCAGGUUUCAGUACGUCUGGAAGGAAUCGAAGCGCAUCAUCGACUUCAAGCAACGUGCGAAAGAGAACGGGGAAUCAAUCAGUGUAACAUGGAGGUACCUUACCGCCACUUCACCAUUGGCUAGGUCGAUAGCCAUAUUGUACGAUGCCAUCUCGAAUGACAAGAUUGCGCACAUCCAUUUUGAUGCUACCUUCAACACAUCCUUUCAGAUACCUCAAGCCAUAUCAACACCAUACUUACCAAGCGCCCUCGAACCGCAGAUGCCCGGCCUGUGGCUUACGACAUCGAACGUUUUGCUAGAUGAGCAGGAAGCACCCAUGACACAGCAUGCAGCUCUUCUCCUGCUCGAGGAUCCUGAGGUCUUGAUCAAAGAUCUGGGCGGCGAGUCAUCUGAGAACGGAGUCGCGAUAGCUGGGUUAAUCCGGAGAAUCAUACCCACAAAGUCUCUGUUUAAGAUCUCAAAGAAGCACAACAUCUCGGCCCAUGACAUGCAGUACAUAGCCUCGCACUUGGUCUACUGGCGGCGCGCUCGGCUGAUCGACCCUCUGUCGCAACGAGAUACCUACAUAGUGUCUCCAAACGCAGACAUGAACUCCCUGCCUGCUGCAGCCGCCUCGUUUGCACGGCAGUUUCCAACUUUGCCAUCGCUGCCGAAAUUCUUGAGUCUACUAUCGGGGACUCCUCGCAUGUACAAGAGCUUCAUUCCCACCUACGAGCACAGAGACACUUACCUCGAAGUACUUGCAUGGCUGAUGCGAGGCGGUUGGGUGACACAGCUGCGAACGUUUGCCUGGAUCCGCGUCACUCCCGAGAUCAAAGCUCACGUAGCAGUAGAAAUGGAGCGAGAAGAGCGGAUGAAAAAGGCCGAAGAAGCGAGGAGAGAGCUGAUGAGCGAGAGCGGUUCGGUAAAUGCAUCGCUGUUCUCUGACAAGCGAUCAAGUUUGCUGUCUGAAAGCACAGCUAGACCACUCACACCGAUGAAGUGGCGUCGAGAUAGGAGCGCCGACACCUUGGAAGAGAUGGAGUCUAGCACAGUACUCAGCCCUCGCAUCACAGCGACAGGCUCUGCCAACUACUACCGAGGUUCGCCGGCCCGCCCAGCCUCAGACGCGGGGAGCAAUAGCAGCCAACGGACCACGAUCGCUCUGAACGCCGCAGGUCGACCCGACUCGCCAUCACAUCUUCUGCCUCACAACAACAACAACAACAACAACAACAACAACAACAACAACAACAACAACAACAACAACAACAACAACAACAACAACAACAACAACAACAACAACAACAACAACAACAACAAGGUGCACAAGCCGAGUCGGCUACACCUCAAACCUACCUCACCAUCGCUCAACGCCGUGAGCUCGCCACCUCUGCCGGUAGAAGAGGAUCUCAUCCCACAGCCGCACCUGUUCAAACCCAGCCUGAUCCUCAGCCCCAAGAAAGCCUCUAGCGUCGAGGCCCGCUGGCUCGAAGCGAUUGGGAAGACGUUUGAAGAGAUCGACCACCACCAUCCUCGACACCCAUCUUAUCCCGUCAACAACCCCAGUCCACCGAAACAUACAGACAGCAUCCUAGGUAUCUCAGGCAAAGAGCUGAAAGAGCAGUGGCCGAUGCUGCAGAAGCAUUUGGACGGUAAACACGCCAUUGAGGAUGUCGCGCCAAGAGAGGGGAUGAAGAGGAAGAGGGUCGCUGUGCUGUUCAAUGCAGUGAGGGAGAAAGGGUGGUUGGUCGUUGUCCGGCAUUGGUAA